Molecule: messenger RNA, 2282 nt
Organism: Onychomys torridus (southern grasshopper mouse)
Lineage: Eukaryota; Metazoa; Chordata; Mammalia; Rodentia; Cricetidae
Gene: Myzap
Product: myocardial zonula adherens protein
Exons: 13
Coding region: 37-1497 (486 amino acids)
Biological process (GO): intracellular signal transduction; maintenance of ER location
Cellular component (GO): intracellular anatomical structure; nuclear envelope; RNA polymerase II, holoenzyme
Source: RefSeq, a predicted model, not a curated record
AGUGUCUGAGCCUCCCCCGCGCCGGGCGCGCCCCGCAUGCUUAUCCUGCCCCGGAGCAGCGCAGGGACCCAGCCCUCGCUCCACAGCCGCUGCGAGAUGCUGCGCUCCACGUCCACUGUCACCCUGCUCUCAGGUGGCAGCGCUAAGUCGCCUGGGACGCCCAGUAGGAGGGCAAAUGUCUGCAGACUACGGCUGACCGUGCCUCCCGAGAGUCCAGUGCCUCAGCAAACAGAGAAGAAGAUUGAGAGGAAAGACCAGCCUCCAGAACUAAGCAAUGGAGAGUCCACCAGGAAGCUUCCUCAGGGCGUUGUCUACGGUGUGGUGCGAAGAUCGGAUCCCAACCAGCAGAAGGAAAUGGUUGUGUAUGGCUGGUCCACCAAUCAGCUGAAAGAAGAGAUGAAUUACAUCAAAGACGUGAGGGCCACUUUGGAGAAGGUGAGGAAGCGGAUGUAUGGAGACUACGAUGAGAUGAGGCAGAAGAUUCGACAGCUCACCCAAGACCUGUCGGUUUCCCACGCUCAGCAGGACUACCUAGACAGUCACAUCCAAGCGCAGUCAUCAGCCCUGGAUAGCUUCAACGCCAUGAACUCAGCAUUGGCAGCGGACUCUGUUGGCCUGCAGAAAACCCUUGUGGAUGUGACUUUGGAAAAUAGCACCAUCAAGGAUCAAAUCAGACAUUUGCAGCAGACUUACGAAGCAUCCAUGGACAAGCUUCGGGAGAAGCAGAGGCAGUUAGAGGCUGCUCAAAUGGAGAACCAGCUGCUGAAAAUGAAGGUGGAGUCGUCUCAGGAAGCCAACGCGGAGGUGAUGCGGGAGAUGACGAGGAAGCUGUACAGCCAGUACGAGGAGAAGCUGCAGGAGGCUCAGCGUAAGCACAGCGCAGAGAAGGAGGCGCUCCUGGAAGAAACCAAUAGCUUUCUGAAAGCGAUCGAAGAGGCCAAUAAAAAGAUGGAGGCAGCUGAGCUCAGCCUGGAGGAGAAAGACCAGAGGAUCGGGGAGCUGGACAGGUUGAUUGAGCGAAUGGAGAAGGAACGGCAUCAACUCCAGCUCCAGCUCCUUGAACAUGAAACAGAAAUGUCGGGGGAGAUUGCAGACUCUGACAAGGACAGGUACCAGCAGCUGGAGGAGGCAUCCGCCAGCCUCCGGGAGCGGAUCCGACACCUGGAUGACAUGGUGCAUUGCCAGCAGAAGAAAGUGAAGCAGAUGGUUGAGGAGAUUGAAUCAUUAAAGAAAAAAGUGCAGCAGAAGCAGCUGCUAAUAUUGCAGCUUUUAGAAAAAAUCUCUUUCCUGGAAGGAGAGAAUAAUGAACUGCAAAGCAGGUUGGACUAUUUGACAGAAACCCAGCCCAAGACUGAAGUGGAGACCAGAGAAAUCGGAGUGGGCUGCGACCUUCUACCCAGCCCAACAGGCAGGACCCGUGAAAUCAUGCUGCCUUCCAGGAGUUACACCCCGUACACGAGGGUCUUGGAGCUAACCUCAAAGAAAACGCUGACUUAGGCACUCAGACACACGUUUCUUGCAAAUUCUGGAAGGCUCUGGAACCCUGUGACUUAAAAGUCUGGAGAGCGUGAGGAUUGCUUCCUCGCAGACAUGGUGUACGCCAGAAUGGGAAUCUCAGGCAAGUGGAGGCAGAAAGAACAAGCAAGGUCAUGGACAUGAGGCCGUCUUUGAGACACACGCCCAACCCUGCUAUACAGAACCAUCGUUUGUUUUCCGUGUGGAUGCUGAAGUCCAAGUUUCACAGUCUGUUUUGUUUUACUCGAUUUUGGUUUGGAGGGAAAGGGGCAUUAAUUAGAAACGUCAUGUUUGUUACAGCGCAAAGGUUUUGUUUACCCAUAAAGUAUUAGUAGCAAUAUUCCUCCCAUGGAGAAGCCUGUGCACAUGUAGCAUGGGCACCUGGAAAAACUUGAACCUGGAGGGAAGGAGUCCCAGCAUGCACUGCUCUCUCCUCUAGUUGGGAGGAUGUGUACCUGGUUGGGGGAGCCGUGUGUAAAGACUUGUGUGUGCCAGAGUAGCUGAGUUCUGAUUCACCGAUUCCUUGUUUUAAUGUGUGCCUUAUGCCUUGAUUGGACCACCUGAGUUCACUGUAUUUAUUCAAGCUGUGAUUCUUGUCUUUCUCACUUUAACUUAAAAAGACUUUUGUAUGUUGUGGCAUUUAGUCAUUUCAUGUUUAAGUAACAAUUGAUAUUUUUGUUAAAUGGAUGAGAAGUCUAUUCACGCACGCUUUCUUUGAUAUUAAAGCCCACAUCACAUAUAUUUAAUAAAUGCCUUCUAUUUUGUUC